UGCUGCGCAGAGUGUGUCGCGAUCGAGCUGUGCGCGCGGCUUAUGUGUGUAUAGAUAUACAGGCUCUCCGCUGCUGGCUUUAGUUGUUCUGCACGACAUCCAACGACGACGACGAGACUUGACUCAUUCGAAAUAUAAGAGGGCCAACAAUUGCUGCUCUGUGGUUUUUAUUUUAUUGUACAGAAAUUCGCACGCGAUAAUCAAUCAUCAUGCUACCACGUAUGUUCAAAUCCACCCUCACCAUCGCCCAGACCGGGGCCAAGCAAUUGUCCACCACAUCCCAGCAAAAUGCUAAAGUAGCUGUUAUGGGAGCCAGUGGCGGCAUUGGCCAGCCACUCUCUCUGCUCCUUAAAGAGUCUCCAUUAGUUACCGAAUUGUCUCUGUAUGAUAUUGUUAAUACUCCUGGAGUAGCAGCUGAUCUUUCACAUAUUAACACUGGAUCCAAAGUUAAGGGAUACGCUGGACCAGACCAACUUCAUGAGUCGUUGAAAGGAGUUCAGGUUGUUGUCAUUCCCGCUGGUGUACCAAGAAAGCCAGGCAUGACCCGUGAUGACUUGUUCAACACAAAUGCAUCCAUUGUUAGAGAUCUUGCCCAAGCUGUUGCUGAAGUUUCACCAAAAGCCUUCAUUGCAAUCAUCUCAAAUCCAGUCAAUAGCACAGUGCCAAUUGCCAGCGAAGUCUUACACAAAGCUGGAGUCUAUGACCCCAACAGGAUAUUUGGAGUGACAACUUUGGAUGUUGUCCGAGCAAAUGCUUUCGUUGGAGAGGCUAAGGGACUCGACCCACAAAAAGUCAAUAUUCCAGUUAUCGGAGGCCACAGCGGUAUCACCAUCAUCCCGUUGAUGUCCCAGGCGAGCCCAUCUGUGUCGUUCCCGCAAGAUCAAUUAAAAGCCCUCACAGAAAGAAUCCAAGAAGCCGGAACGGAAGUAGUUAAAGCCAAAGCCGGUACCGGAUCAGCCACUCUGUCUAUGGCCUACGCCGGAGCCCGCUUUGCAUUCUCCCUAAUUAAGGCCCUCAACGGAGAGUCGAACGUCGUCGAGUGCUCGUACGUUAGGUCCAAUGUCACCGAAGCCAAAUACUUCUCUACUCCAAUUCUGCUGGGCAAAAACGGCGUAGAAAAGAAUUUGGGUCUUGGAAAAUUGAGCGAAUUCGAAUCGAAACUUUUGGAAGCCGCUAUUCCAGAAUUGAAGAAGAACAUCCAGAAGGGAGAGGACUUCGUUAACAAGAAGUAGACGAUGAUUUCGUGAAAUAUUACGAAGUUAUGAAUUGCAUUAAUUAUUAAAGAUGUUAAUUGAUGAAGUUGAAAUUUGAAAUAAUGUAAUUGAAGAAUUUAAAGAAAAAAUUUCUAGAAUAUUUUCAAAACAAAUUUCAAACGCAUCGUAGGAAAUCAUGAACGAUGAGAAAAAUAUAAAUAAUCACAUAGUG
This is a messenger RNA of Trichogramma pretiosum, 1425 nucleotides long. RefSeq names its product malate dehydrogenase, mitochondrial (gene Mdh2). The transcript is spliced from 5 exons. Gene Ontology annotation, biological process: malate metabolic process; tricarboxylic acid cycle. Gene Ontology annotation, cellular component: cytoplasm; mitochondrion. The coding region runs from base 210 to 1232 and encodes 340 amino acids. The record is from RefSeq and is a predicted model, not a curated record. Gene Ontology annotation, molecular function: L-malate dehydrogenase (NAD+) activity. NCBI's taxonomy places the organism in Eukaryota, Metazoa, Arthropoda, Insecta, Hymenoptera, Trichogrammatidae.